Molecule: messenger RNA, 873 nt
Organism: Lycium barbarum (goji berry)
Lineage: Eukaryota; Viridiplantae; Streptophyta; Magnoliopsida; Solanales; Solanaceae
Product: probable amino acid permease 7
Exons: 3
Coding region: 128-721 (197 amino acids)
Cellular component (GO): plasma membrane
Source: RefSeq, a predicted model, not a curated record
UACUGCUGCUGAGAAAGUAUGGUUGGUUGCUCAAGCGCUCGGGGACAUUGCCUUUGCCUUUCCAUUCUCUCUUAUAUUUCUGGAGAUUCAGGACACAUUAAAGGCGCCUCCUCCAGAAAAGAUCACCAUGAAGAAGGUCUCGAUAAUGGCAGCCUGUAUUACAACUUUUUUCUACCUUUGCUGUGGGGGAUUCGGUUAUGCAGCCUUUGGUAAUUCCACACCAGGGAACCUCUUGACAGGAUUUGGUUUCUACGAACCGUAUUGGCUUGUAGACUUUGCUAAUGCAUGUGUUGUUCUCCAUCUAGUUGGUGGAUAUCAGAUUUUCAGCCAGCCACUAUUUGCAGAUAUUGAGAGAUGGUUUGCCAGAAAAUUCCCAGAGAGCAAGUUUGUUCACAAGAAUCACACCCUGAAACCUCUACUAAUGCUGCCACUUAAGUUUAAUUUUAUGAGAUUAGUCUUCCGAACAGCUUAUGUAGCAUUAAUCACUGGGAUAGCAGUAUUUUCCCCUUACUUUAACCAGGUCGUAGGGGUGUCUGGGGCGAUAACCUUUUGGCCUAUCGUCAUUUAUUUCCCUGUAGAGAAGUACUUAACCCAGAAAAAAACUGAAAUUUGGAAAACCAAAGCUAUCGUGCUUCGCGUGUAUACAAUGGUAUGCCUGGUUGUGAUAUUCUAUGCAUUUGUAGGAUCCAUUAGAGGAGUGAUAGUCGCUAGGUUCAGGUAAAAUAUACUAUACUUCUUCAUAUACCUACUGAACAGGCUUUAGUCAGAGGAAAUGUAAAUGAAUUCUUAGCAGUGUGUAAGUCUUGAUUAUGUAAACAAACAAUGUUUUACUUUGUCAACAACAAAAUAUGCCAUGAAGUGUAAUUUUGAAGA